This is a messenger RNA of Paramecium sonneborni, 237 nucleotides long. NCBI's taxonomy places the organism in Eukaryota, Ciliophora, Oligohymenophorea, Peniculida, Parameciidae. The record is from the annotation of a GenBank genome assembly.
AUGUUAUUAGUGGGAUCUAGAGAAAAUUUGAACUUUAGUUCAGAAGUUUUUUUAAACCCUAGAUUCAUUUAAGAAUACAAAAUAAAUUAUUAAAAAGAUAUUAUGGAAAUUAAUGCAAUUGAAUUAAUUCCUAUUAAAUUACAGAAAAUGUUUGAUUUAGAAUAUUUAUUAAUUAUGGAUAGAAAAGAACAAGCCUAAGUAAAAUUGGUAGUAAUCAUAAAAACGAAAUUAUUAUGA